Erinaceus europaeus (western European hedgehog) is the source of this 3249-nucleotide messenger RNA. RefSeq names its product 5-hydroxytryptamine receptor 4 (gene HTR4). The transcript has 8 exons. Gene Ontology annotation, biological process: regulation of appetite; chemical synaptic transmission; adenylate cyclase-activating adrenergic receptor signaling pathway. The record is from RefSeq and is a predicted model, not a curated record. Gene Ontology annotation, molecular function: G protein-coupled serotonin receptor activity. The coding region runs from base 313 to 1518 and encodes 401 amino acids. NCBI's taxonomy places the organism in Eukaryota, Metazoa, Chordata, Mammalia, Eulipotyphla, Erinaceidae. Gene Ontology annotation, cellular component: plasma membrane.
CAAGGUCACCCAGGAGUCUGCAGUGAGCCAGGGUUCACUCCCUUCCUUCAGGGAUGGGUAGCUCUCAGGCCAAGGAAGGCUCAUGAACUUGUUCUGACCGGCCCCUGCACCCACUCCCCACCCAGUGUGCCUGCAGCCCUGUUUGUUCCCAGAUGUCCUGGAGCUCAGGGCGGGGGAGGGGGCAGCAGGACCUUCAAAGCUGAGGUGCUAAUGAGCCUGCCAGCCUGGCUUGGCCAGCAAGAGGGACGAUGUCCAGCGCGCCCAGGACCCUGUGGGCACUGAAAACCAACUCACUCAUGCCUAUUUCCUGUAAUGGACGAACUUGAUGCUAAUGUGAGUUCCAAGGAGGGUUUCGGGUCAGUGGAGAAGGUGGUGCUGCUCACGUUUCUCUCAGCGGUUAUCCUGAUGGCCAUCUUAGGAAACCUGCUGGUGAUGGUAGCUGUGUGCAGGGACAGGCAGCUCAGGAAAAUAAAAACCAAUUAUUUCAUUGUAUCUCUUGCCUUCGCUGAUCUGCUGGUGUCUGUGCUGGUGAUGCCCUUUGGUGCCAUUGAGCUGGUUCAGGACAUCUGGAUUUAUGGGGAGAUGUUUUGUCUGGUGCGGACAUCUCUAGACGUCUUGCUCACAACAGCAUCAAUUUUUCACCUAUGCUGCAUCUCUCUGGAUAGGUACUAUGCCAUCUGCUGUCAACCCUUGGUCUACAGAAACAAGAUGACCCCUCUACGUAUUGCAUUAAUGCUAGGAGGCUGCUGGGUAAUUCCAAUGUUUAUCUCCUUUCUCCCAAUCAUGCAAGGCUGGAAUAACAUUGGAAUCAUUGACUUGGAAAGGAUAUCCAAACCAAGCCUGGGCCAAGAUUUGCAGAUGAUAGAAAAGAGGAAGUUCCACCAGAAUUCUAACUCUACGUACUGCAUCUUCAUGGUCAACAAACCCUAUGCCAUCACCUGUUCAGUGGUGGCCUUCUACAUCCCAUUUCUCCUCAUGGUGCUGGCCUACUACCGUAUUUAUGUCACAGCUAAGGAGCAUGCCCACCAGAUCCAGAUGUUACAACGGGCCGGAGCCUCCUCAGAGAGCAGACCUCAGCCAGCAGACCAGCAUAGCACUCAUCGUAUGAGGACAGAAACCAAAGCAGCUAAGACCUUAUGUAUCAUCAUGGGUUGCUUCUGCCUCUGCUGGGCUCCAUUCUUUGUCACCAAUAUCGUGGAUCCAUUCAUAGACUACACGGUUCCUGGGCAGGUGUGGACUGCUUUCUUAUGGCUUGGCUACAUUAAUUCUGGGUUGAACCCUUUUCUCUACGCCUUCUUGAAUAAGUCUUUUAGACGUGCCUUUCUCAUCAUCCUCUGCUGUGAUGAUGACCGCUACCGAAGACCUUCCAUUCUGGGCCAGACUGUCCCCUGUUCAACCACAACCAUUAAUGGAUCCACACAUGUUCUAAGGUACACAGUUCUGCACAGCGGACAUCAUCAGGAACUCGAGAAGCUGCCCAUACACAAUGACCCAGAGUCCCUGGAAUCAUGCUUCUGACUGAAAAUGUGGCUCACAACUAAGCCAUUCAUUCCCAUUCAUUCAUGUCUGCAUGAACAGGACCACCUGACAUUUCUCCUGAUCCUUAUCGCCACAGUGAGGAGCAAGGCAGUGGGACCAGAGUCAGGGAGAUAGUACAAGGAGGUCAGCGUUGGGCUGAACCCAAGGCCAGAGCACAGAGGACCUCAGAGUUCAGAUGGGGCUCCAGGGGUAGUCAGAUCCAGCCUUCCAACCAGAGCAGGAGUCCACCCUCCAUGGCAUCCCUAGAAGUUGGCUGGUGUUUGCACAUGUCCAGGGAUAAGGCCUCACUAGCUCCCAAUGCAUUUCCUCCUGUUGUGGGGAAGCUUUCAUUACAAGGAAACUCCUUUAUUGGAAAACAAAUUUAUUACUGUUCUAAUUUCCAUCUAUGGCUGUGAAGUUGGUCCUCUCUCCCUUGAGAGCCUUUAGAUAAUGGUAAAAAAAAGAUCAAACGCCCAUCCACCCUUUUAAGUCUUUUCUUAAUCUGACAGUUCUAAUCUCCUCUUUCUCCUGAAUGUCUUUUGGACACAUUUUUUGUGGAUAAAUUAAUACUUUUUUUUCAUAAUUGGAGGUUGUUAUAUAGUCUGAUAUAAAUGCUCAGAGGUCUAAAAAUACAGAGGUACUGACAAGUGAAGCAUAAAGAUUUGGGAAUGGUAGUGGUUAUAACCAUGAGUAUUUUUCUCUUCUUUUUGGGGAUAGACUUUGGAAACCCUGCUUAGGUUCUGAGAUUAGAUCCAUUACCUAAAGACAUCUUUACAACUCUGUGUGUGUGUGUGUGUGUGUGUGUGUGUGUGUGUGUGUGUGUGUGUGUGUGUGUGUGUGUGUGUAUUUAACAACACUUUCUCUUUGGCACAAUGGCUUUGAGGCCAUUUGGAAUGAAGUUUUAUGGAGACAAAACCUAUAGCAUUAUUAAGAGUGAUUACUGGAAAUAGCCUUACAGUUCAAAUUUUGAGAGGGAAACUGAAUUUACACCCUAGAAACCUUUUUGAGGGACUUCCAAGUUCCUAUGCUGAGGUAGAGCCUGAUCUCAGGCAGGGGAUCUGCACCUAAUUUGUUUUCUUGGGGACAUCAUUGCCUGUUAUAUGAAACUCCAAGGGCCACUGUUGGCCCAUUCAUCUAGAUUUUUAAUUGACACUAGAGUUAUUGAUGGAGCUCUGUGCAAGCAUGAUGAAGUCACUGCUCCCAGUGCCAUUUUUUCCUUUUUGUUUUUUCUUUUUUAUUUGAGAGAGAGAAAUUGAGAGGGGAGGGAGAAAUAAAUAGAGAGAGAGAAAGAGAAACAUAUGCAAACCUGUUUCACCACUUGUGAAGCUUCCCCUAGCAGUCCUAGCAGGACUGGGGGUUUGAACCCAGGUCCUUAUACAUAGCAUCAUGUGUGCUCGAGGCUACAGACGGUAGAGCACAAGAUAAGGACGUGGCAGGUGUUCCUCGCUCACCAGUUCUCCCUGCUUUCUACUUGGCCUGUCAACUCCGUUUUCCUUCUUAAGUCAUCCCAGCAGCUGUGCUUGCCACCUGAUCAUCACUGUUUUGAAACUUAGAAGGCAAAACCCCAUCAACCGUCCGUUCCCUCUGUAGCCUCAAAAAUGCUGAGAAAGAAAGAUGGUCAGACCCCACAUGGGAUGAGGUGGUCAACUAUCGUGCUUGUCACACAGGAAGUCCUACAUCCCAAGAAGUCCCUCAGUCCUAGACCAACUAGAAUAAUUGAACAAUUGAUUC